AUGACAAGUAUUAAACAAAAUUCUGAGGAUGUGGAAUUUUGUUCAAAAUUCAAUAGCUUUGCUUUAGAUUUCACUACAGGUGGAAUCUCUGCAGCCUUAAGUAAAACAGCUGUUGCCCCAAUUGAAAGAGUUAAACUAUUAUUACAAACUCAAGAUACAAAUCCAAAUAUAAUUAGUGGUAAUACUCUUAGAUAUAAAGGUAUUGUAGAUUGUAUUACAAGAGUAACUAAAGAACAGGGAUAUAUCAGCCUCUGGAGAGGUAAUUUAACUAAUGUUAUUAGAUACUUCCCAACUCAAGCCUUUAACUUUGCAUUUAAAGAUACUUUCAAAUCUUUAUUUCCUAAAUAUGAAAAAGACAUCGAAUUUUGGAAAUUUUUUGGAGCUAAUAUUGCUUCUGGAGGCCUUGCUGGUGCUACAUCUCUAGGUAUUGUAUAUCCGCUAGAUUUUGCAAGAACACGUUUAGCAGCUGAUAUUGGAAAGAAAUCUCAAAGAGAGUUUAAAGGUUUAAUAGACUGCCUUGGUAAAGUUUCUAAACAAAGUGGAGUAGCUUCAUUAUACCGUGGGUUUGUUGUUUCAGUACAAGGUAUCAUUGUAUAUAGAGGAGCUUACUUUGGAUUGUAUGAUACCGCAAAAGCUUUAUUAUUCAAAGAUAAUGAUGGUACGAACAUGCUAUAUAAAUGGUUCGUAGCACAGACAGUAACAACAACAGCUGGAAUUAUUAGUUACCCUUUUGACACAGUUAGAAGAAGGAUGAUGAUGAUGGCUGGCAAAAAAUCAAGUGAAACUUUAUAUACCGGAACAUUUGAUUGUUUUCAGAAAAUACUUGCUACUGAAGGACCUAGUGCAUUUUUUAAAGGUACAUUUUCCAACAUUAUUAGGGGUACUGGAGGAGCUUUAGUUUUAGUGUUAUAUGAUGAGAUUAAGAAGGCUCUGAGACAGUGA
Molecule: messenger RNA, 942 nt
Organism: Cryptosporidium muris RN66
Lineage: Eukaryota; Apicomplexa; Conoidasida; Eucoccidiorida; Cryptosporidiidae
Product: carrier protein, putative
Exons: 1
Coding region: 1-942 (313 amino acids)
Biological process (GO): mitochondrial ATP transmembrane transport; mitochondrial ADP transmembrane transport
Cellular component (GO): mitochondrial inner membrane
Molecular function (GO): ATP:ADP antiporter activity
Source: RefSeq, a predicted model, not a curated record